UAGCCAACUCUGUACCGUAUAAUGUAGGUACUUAAGCAAAACAUGCUGUUAGUUGUGCCCUUACUGAUAUUUUGAGCAAAACUCCUUUAGUUUAAGAAUUAUAAGAAUAUUAAGCUAAAGUUAACUAUCCUAAAGUUUUAUUAUUUCAUCAAUUCUAAGAUGCAAAACUCAUAUUUCUUGUCUCUGAAAUUGGAAUGUUGUUUAGUGUGUGGAGUGCCAUCCUCAGUCACGCAUAUUAUAAUGGAGUGUUCUGUAAAUUAGCAGCACCUUAGAUUUUCUGAUAUGGGAAGUGUAAGCAUGAGCUUGGAUUUCCCACCAGGAAACUAUAAACUGGAGCCAUGCUUUUUUUGUGUGUUAUUGGUUAAAGUAUAAAAAUAAUGCCAGUGUAUUACAUAUUUUAAAGAUAAAUGUAGUUUUUGGAUUGAAUUGGAAUUUUUAUUGUAAUGUGUUUUUCAAUGUUUGAACAAAAAAUUCAGACUUAACACUUUAUAAAAGGCUAUAAUUAUAAUAGCAUACAAAUCAUUACAGGAGAUUAAAAUGAAGAACCUGUGGGUUUUAGAGGGAUGAGGGAUUGGGUGGAAUUUACAGCCUUACUCAAGCUACAACCUACACUGAGGCACGCACCCCCUACCUCCCUGGAUUUUAUGGGGGGGGGCUUUUAUUUAUUUAUUUUUAAAAAAAUGACAAGGCCUCAUAGUUAAGCCUGACUUCGCUCAGUAUGUAGUCAAGGAUGGAUGUCUUUGUACUCCUGGUCUUACAUUUGCUUCCCAAGUGGUGGGCUUCCCAGGAAGUACCACACCAUGCUUGAUUUAUGCGGUCCUUUGGAAUUGAAGCGAGGGUCUUAUGCAUGAAUGGCAGCGGCUCUGAUAGUGGAGCAGCAGCAUCCCCUGUCACUAAGCAACUUUAAGAAAGUGUUUUUCUGAAGGAUUUCAAGGGUGCAGUGUUUUGAAAUGAACUUUGUUAGUAAAAUAUUCUCCCUAGGGAAAAAAAGUAGAGUAAAAAGUAUGUAAUUUCUUAUAAAAGUCGUAAUUUAAAUCUCAAUACAGUUUGCUUUGUUUGGGGGCUAGAGAAGAUGUCUCAGUGGUUAAGAGCACUUGCUCUCCCAGAGGACAUGGAUUUAGCACCCACAUGGCCGCUUACAACUAAUUGUCUGUAAUCCCAGUUCCAGAGGAUCCAAUGUGCUCCCCUGGCCUCCGUAGGUAUUGCAUGCAUGUGAUGCGUAGACACAGGUAGGCAAAAUGCACAUGAAAUAAAAAUGAAAAUCUCAAAAAAAAAAUUGUCUGUCAAGAAGAGAACUUUAGUCAGUUGUCGUGGCUUACACCUUUAGUCUCAGGAUUUGGGAAGUUGAGACAGAAGGAUUUCCAUGAGUUUGAAGGCAGCCUGAUCUAUGUAGUAAUUUUCAGGACAGCUUAGACAUAACAAAAUGAGUCUUUUCCUUACAUGAUUAUUUACUAUGACAAGAAAGGUUCUUGUCAUAGUAAAAAUGAGACUCAAAAUGAUGUAAACUGCUAAAAGUUUGGUUACCAGUAUCGACUGCUUUGGUUUAAAUAGCAUAGAUAGCUUUUUAAAUUUUUUUGUUUUUUGUUUUCAAGACAGGGUUGGUCUAUGUGUUCCUGGCUGUCUUGGAACUUGCUAUGUAGACCAGGCUGGCCUCGAACCCGCAGAGACCUGUGUACCUCCUGCUUCCCAAAUGCUGGGAUUAAAGAAAGUUGAUUUAUGGAGUAAAUGAAAUUGCUGUGAAAGUGCCUUCUGUUUUUAAGCUUCUAAUUAAAGAGGUUCUCAACCCAUUUUACAUUUUCCAGCUGUUCAGUGUUAUCCUGUGGAGCAUUGAUGAAUACUAUUAUUAUGCUCUAGCCAUUGUGAUCAUGUCCAUAGUAUCCAUUAUAAGCUCACUAUAUUCCAUUAGGAAGCAAUAUGUUAUGUUACAUGAUAUGGUGGCAACUCACAGUACCGUGAGAGUUUCAGUUUGUAGAGUAAAUGAAGAAAUAGAAGAAAUCUUUUCUACAGACCUUGUGCCUGGAGAUGUCAUGAUCAUUCCAUUAAAUGGGACAGUCAUGCCUUGUGAUGCAGUACUUAUUAAUGGUACUUGCAUUGUAAAUGAAAGCAUGUUAACAGGGGAAAGUGUUCCAGUGACAAAGACUAACUUGCCAAAUCCUUCAGUGGAUGUAAAAGGAACGGGGGAGGAGUUGUACAGUCCAGAGACACACAAGAGACACACUCUGUUUUGUGGGACAACUGUUAUUCAGACUCGUUUUUACACUGGAGAACUCGUGAAAGCCAUAGUAGUUAGAACAGGAUUUAGUACUUCCAAAGGACAGCUUGUUCGUUCUAUACUGUAUCCCAAGCCAACUGAUUUUAAACUCUAUAGAGAUGCCUACUUGUUUCUGCUGUGUCUUGUGGUGGUGGCUGGCAUUGGGUUUAUCUAUACAAUCAUCAAUAGCAUUUUAAAUAAGAAAGAAGUUCAGGAAAUAAUUAUUAAGUCUCUUGAUAUCAUUACGAUUACUGUGCCACCUGCACUACCUGCUGCAAUGACCGCUGGAAUUGUAUAUGCUCAGAGAAGACUGAAAAAAGUUGGGAUUUUCUGUAUCAGUCCCCAAAGGAUAAAUAUCUGUGGACAGCUGAAUCUUGUUUGCUUUGAUAAGACUGGAACUCUUACCGAAGAUGGUUUAGAUCUCUGGGGAAUUCAGCGAGUGGAAAAUACCCGAUUUCUUUUACCAGAAGACAAUGUUUGCAGUGAGAUAUUGGUAAAAUCUCAAUUUGUUGCUUGCAUGGCUACUUGUCAUUCACUUACAAAAAUUGAAGGUGUUCUUUCUGGUGACCCACUUGAUUUGAAAAUGUUUGAAGCCAUUGGAUGGAUUUUGGAAGAAGCAACUGAGGAAGAAACAGCACUUCAUAACCGAAUUAUGCCCACUGUGGUUCGUCCUUCCAAACAGCUGUUUCCUGAAUCUACAGCUGUAGGAAACCAAGAAAUGGAGCUGUUUGAACUUCCAGCUGUUUAUGAGAUAGGAAUUGUUCGACAAUUCCCAUUUUCUUCUGCUUUACAACGGAUGAGUGUGGUUGCAAGGAUACUAGGUGACAAGAAAAUGGAUGCCUACAUGAAAGGAGCCCCUGAGGUUAUUGCUAGUCUUUGUAAACCUGAAACAGUUCCAAUUGAUUUUGAGAAAGUUUUAGAAGAUUAUACCAAACAAGGCUUCCGUGUGAUUGCUCUUGCACACAGAAAAUUGGAGUCAAAACUGACGUGGCACAAAGUACAACAUAUUAGCAGAGAUGCCAUUGAAAACAACAUGGAUUUUAUGGGAUUGAUUAUAAUGCAGAACAAAUUAAAACAGGAAACCCCUGCAGUACUUGAAGAUUUGCAUAAAGCCAACAUUCGAACUGUCAUGGUCACAGGUGACAACAUGUUGACGGCUGUCUCUGUGGCCAGAGACUGUGGAAUGAUUCUACCUCAGGAUAAAGUUAUUAUUGCUGAAGCAUUACCUCCAAAGGAUGGGAAAGUUGCCAAGAUCAAUUGGCAUUAUGCAGACUCCCUAACACAGUGUAAUGAAUCAUCAGCAAUUGACUCAGAGGCUAUUCCAAUUAAACUUGCCCAUGAUAGUUUAGAGGAUCUUCCGUCAACUCGCUAUCAUUUUGCGAUGAAUGGAAAGUCAUUUUCAGUGAUACUCGAACAUUUUCAAGAUCUUGUUCCUAAGUUGAUGUUACAUGGCACCGUGUUUGCUCGAAUGGCACCAGAUCAGAAGACACAAUUGGUAGAAGCAUUGCAAAAUGUAGAUUACUUUGUUGGGAUGUGCGGUGAUGGUGCAAAUGAUUGUGGUGCUUUGAAGAGGGCACAUGGUGGCAUUUCUUUGUCUGAGCUUGAAGCUUCUGUGGCAUCUCCUUUUACUUCUAAGACACCUAGUAUUUCCUGUGUGCCGAACCUCAUCAGGGAGGGCCGUGCUGCUUUAAUGACAUCUUUCUGUGUGUUUAAAUUUAUGGCAUUAUACAGCAUCAUACAAUACUUCAGUGUUACUCUCCUGUAUUCUAUCUUGAGUAACCUGGGAGACUUUCAGUUUCUCUUCAUUGAUCUGGCAAUCAUUUUGGUAGUGGUAUUUACAAUGAGUUUGAAUCCUGCCUGGAAAGAACUUGUGGCACAGAGGCCACCUUCAGGCCUUAUAUCUGGGGCACUCCUCUUCUCCGUCUUGUCUCAGAUUGUCAUCUCUGUUGGAUUUCAGUCGCUGGGCUUUUUCUGGGUCAAGCAGUAUAAAGUGUGUGAUCCAUACUCAGAUGUUUGUAAUACAACAAGAAGCGGGUGUUGGAACUCAUCGCAUUUGUACAACGGAACUGAACUCGAUGCGUGUACAAUACAAAAUUAUGAAAAUACCACAGUAUUUUUUAUCUCUAGUUUUCAGUACCUCACAGUGGCGGUUGCCUUUUCAAAAGGAAAACCAUUCAGGCAGCCUUGCUACAAGAAUUAUUUUUUUGUUCUAUCUGUGAUUAUUUUGUAUGUGUUCAUACUAUUCAUCAUGUUGCAUCCAGUUGCCUCUGUUGACCAGGUUCUUGAGAUUGUAUGUGUACCAUACCAGUGGCGUAUACAUAUGCUUAUCAUUGUUCUUAUCAAUGCCUUCGUGUCUAUCACGGUUGAGAGCUUCUUCCUUGACACGGUCCUUUGGAAGGUUGUGUUCAGUCGAGACAAACAAGGAGAGUAUCGUUUCACCACCACACAGCCACCGCAGGAGUCAGUGGAUCGGUGGGGAAAAUGUUGCUUGUCCUGGGCCUUGAGCUGCAGAAAGAAGACACCAAAAGCAAAAUACAUGUACCUGGCGCAGGAGCUCCGAGAUGACCCUGAAUGGCCACCUAAGCCUCAGACCACGACGGAAGCCAAAGCUGUAGUAAAGGAGAAUGGAUCAUGUCAGAUCAGCACCAUAGCAUAGCAGAGACUGUCUGCUGUGCGAGUGACCGUAUUCAGGAGGGUGUGAUGCUAGGUGUCAGAAUGGCACUACUUCAGUUUAUAUCCCUCUCAUAAGACAGUAGUUGAUUAAAAAAAAACAGUAAAACGGCAUUUGCCUCACAGUUAUUAACUAUCAGUCUGGCUAGAUCUUCAUGCAGUAACCUAAAUAUGAUAUACACUUUAUAUUGGGUGUGAGAGAGCUGUUAGGUUUUUUAAAUUUUUAGCUUUUGACACUAGUCUGCCUCUUUAAAUUUAAUUUUCACAAACCCUUUAUUAGCUAGUUCCUUUUUUAUAUAUAUAUAUAUAGACCCUAAAUUGGGACUGUUAAAAAUUUAUGGUUGUUAAUUGUGAUUAGCCUUCAGUGAAAAUAGGUUGGAAGUCUGUUUUGAUUCCAGUGUUUCUCCCAAAGAAUUCUAUGUUAAACAUAUACCAGUUUCUGAAGGAGUGAGUUUGUUUGUUAUUGUUGGUAGAGCAUCUCAGGUAACUUCCAUUUCUGGUUUUAUAUUCUGUGUGUAGACUGCCAGGUGUCACUUUCUAGCCAGCAAGGUGCUUCACUGCUGUCUUGAUAGCUUUUGUAACAUUUGUGGGUCUCAUGCCGUGUCUGACAUCAACAGCCCAGUUGGCCUCAUUAAAAACGUUCUUUUUCACUAGAAAAGAUUUAUUUCUGAGUCAGGCAUGGUGGUACAGGCCUGUACUCCUGCACAGGAGGCUGAGGCAGGAGGAGUGUCCUUAGUCCAAGGAUAGCCUAGAGUAGCUAGUAAAGCCCUGUCUCAAAAUACAUGCAUGCAGAGAGAGAUGAUCCUUUCCCUUGGUGGUAGACCUCGCAUCUCUUCCUACCCGCUGUUUGUUUUUCUUUCAUGAUUUCUAUCAUUUUUAAAUGCUUGCUCUCUUUUUUUAACCUAAAGGAAUAGGAUAAAUUUGUUUGGUUUGGUGGUUGUUGUUGGUUUGGUUUUUGAGUUAGUGCUUAACCUUGGUAUAUGGUAUGGCUCUCUGGAUAAUGAGGCUUAAAGGAAUAGUGAACACUGAGUUUGGCUUUUACAAAGCAAUGUGAACUUGAGUAGAGCUUGUUUUAUGCCAUUAGGUGGCACCAGAGGUCAGCACAUACCUGUUUUGUUACAAGUGAGCUUGAGAAAAUAAAGUAUACACAUUUAUUGAGCCAAAAGAAAUGUAGAAAGCAUUUUUCACGCUUGUGUUUUAUCUGAUUAAUGUUCAGUUCUCAAGGAACUUCCACAAUGCCUUCCUAGGUAGGACUUGGGAGUUUGGCAGUGCCCACAGUUAUGAUGAACUUGGGGAGCUGGCAUUGCUAUAAAAAUGGACCCUGAAUUAGUGAAGCAGUGCGAGGUUAUUCUAUGUUCUUUCUUAGCUAACCACAUGUUACAUUUUCCAGUCGUAGUUGAUCAUACUGUCCCAGUACAUACUUACCAGUUUACCAGAUGUUACCCAGAUUUCUGGAACCAUUUUUUUUUCUUAUUUUUUAUGUUUGCAGAGACCUGAAUGAUGUUUGAUAAUUGUAGAAAAAAAGAAAAAAAAAUGUAAAUUAUUCUCAGGAUCACUGUUACUGCUAUUGCCACUAGUGAUUCUUACAAAACACAUAAUCGAAUUUUUCCAACAAAAUGUAUGAUAUUACUAUAUGUUAGAUGAUAAGAACAAUUGUCCCAUGAAUGAUUCUAUGAAGCUAUGCAUCUUAGACCUCUUGAGCUGUGAAUUAGCACUAUUUUCUAUAAUUACUUAUUCUCUGUUGUUUUAUAUUGUCCAUAUUCAUUUCAAAUAAUGCUCAUAUUAUUCUUAGUGAUUUUCCUGAAUUGUUGUCUUAUUUUUUUUUUUUUGGUUUAAAUGCAGAAGCAUAUAAUUAAUUUCUAGCUGCAGCUUAGAAACCCAAUAUCAAUUGUAUUUAACACCCUCAAGAGAAUGGUCAUAAAAGGCUAUUUUUGACACAUACCCUUUUUAAUAUUUAGAGUUGAUAAGGGUUUAUAUUUCAUCUGUCCAUGUUGUUCACAAAAGAAACAAGGUUUUAUGUAGGUGAGAGAAAGCAUUUGUAGGAAGUUAGAUUUGAACAUAGACAGGGUAGGUUGUUCCAGUGAGAAUAUUGUUUGCGGAAUGUCUGAGUUCAGACAUGGGUCCUGCUUAGUACCGUAGGUAGACGGAGUCUUCUGUAGGUCACCGUCACAUAGAGAUUUGGGUCCUGGAUUUUACAUUAAAUUAUUUGAGUAUAUACAGACCUAAAUUUUAAAAUCUGUACAUAUAUUAUUUUGAUGUAUUAAGAUUGAUAAUAUUGCUGAUUUAAAUUUUAUUUAUGCACAUACUUAAAGGACAGAAAUGUCCAGGAAAGUAAUUGUUAAAUAAUGAUAUGUAACUUUUUAACUUUUUAAAUAAAUAAGAUUUUUUAAUGUGGGUCUCCCUCAGGGUUGUUUAAAGUUGUUUUCCUCCAUCAAAUAUAAACAAAUAGUGGUAACUGUUUUCUAUCUUCUAGCACCAACUGCUGUAUAGCAAUGCUGCAAAUAGUGCUUGAGUGAGAGUGGAAAAACCAACAAUAAAGCAGUACUUUUAUAAGUUUUAUAAGCCUGAGAUUUGGAAGAUUUCCAAAUUGCACUUGCAUUUAAGUGAACCUGUUACUGUUUUUACACUAUUUAUUUUGUUUCCCAUGUUGAUGAAAGUUCUGCACAGUUUCAAAGGCAUGGUAAAUAAUGUGUCAUAUAUAUAUAUAGAUGUGUAUUAUAUAUUAUAUAUAUUAUAUGCCACAUAUAUAUAAUAUACAUAAUACACAUAUGUUUAGAUGUGUAUUAUAUAUUAUAUGCCACAUAUAAUAUAUAAUAUAUAAUACACAUAUGUAAAACCUGUUCCAAAAGCAGCAAAAGCUCAUGCAGUGAGGAGCAACAUCUAAUUUUAUGCAUGCAGAUUUGAUGUGUCUAAGAAAAGGGUUUUGCAUAUUUAUGGUGGGAGGUUACUGGGAACUUUUAACGAGAUAGGGUAUUAACUUUUGUACAGUCUGGACAUUUACAUGUAUUUUUAAUGUAUUACAAUUUGGUAAUUAUGUGCACAUGAAAUUAAUAAAAGUUACUUCCUGUUAUGAUUUGUGAACUCCCUAAGACCGUGAAUUUUUUAAGUAACUUUAUAUAUCAGAAUGAUACCACAUCUUUAUAUUUUUAAAAUUGUAUUGCUGCUCAAGAAUGGUACCCUGAUGUCAGAAAGGUAGAUAUUCACAAUUGUACAUUCAGCAUUGUAAAUAACCUUAAGAAAUCUUUUUGAUUGAAGCUAUUCAAAAUAAAAAUUUUAAUAAAUUA
This is a messenger RNA of Alexandromys fortis (reed vole), 8205 nucleotides long. RefSeq names its product ATPase 13A3 (gene Atp13a3). Gene Ontology annotation, biological process: polyamine transmembrane transport; intracellular calcium ion homeostasis. Gene Ontology annotation, cellular component: late endosome membrane. Lineage: Eukaryota; Metazoa; Chordata; Mammalia; Rodentia; Cricetidae. The record is from RefSeq and is a predicted model, not a curated record. Gene Ontology annotation, molecular function: ATPase-coupled monoatomic cation transmembrane transporter activity; polyamine transmembrane transporter activity; P-type ion transporter activity. The coding region runs from base 1866 to 4907 and encodes 1013 amino acids. The transcript has 28 exons.